Molecule: messenger RNA, 1614 nt
Organism: Mycotypha africana
Lineage: Eukaryota; Fungi; Mucoromycota; Mucoromycetes; Mucorales; Mycotyphaceae
Exons: 2
Coding region: 1-1614 (537 amino acids)
Biological process (GO): secondary metabolic process
Molecular function (GO): CoA-ligase activity
Source: RefSeq, a predicted model, not a curated record
AUGGUCUAUACUUCCAAGCAUCCCAACGCAGACAUUCCUACCAAUCCCAGUCUCUAUCAUUUCUUAUUUUUGGAUAAUCCAAAAAAAAUCUCGGAUGACAAGCUCUGUUAUUUGGAUACUGAGGAUCCUAAAACGUCUUAUAACUAUGGUCAGAUGAAGUCCCAAAUUCUAAAAGCUGCUGCAGGUCUCAAGCGUGAGUUUGGUUUUAACAAGGGAGAUAUCGUCGCCAUCUGCUCUCCUAAUGAUGUGGACUAUCCUGUGAUCCUUCACGGUGCUGUUGUUGCAGGUGGUGCUUGCGCAACCAUCGACCAUGAAGCCGACGUCAAGCUCAUCGCUCAUGAUUUAAAUGUGGUUCAAGCAAAAGUAGUGGUCACACACAAGGAUAACUAUGCCAAGGUGCUUGAAGCGUGUGCGUGUGCUCAUCUCCCCAAAACCAACGUGGUUGUCUUUGGUGAUGCUGCUGUGGGCGGUCUACGUACUGUGCAUGACACCCUCUUAAGCAAACAAGAACUCGCUGAGCCUAUGACCUUCACGGCUGACCAGCUGGCCAAUGAUCCUGCUUUUCUGUACUUUACUUCAGGGACGACAGGCGACAAGAAAGCCGUCAUCAUCACGCAACGUAUCGUCAUGGCUAACUUGGCUAUCAAAAAAGAGUGGCCUUUUGACGACAUCAACAUCCUUGCUUACACUGAAUUUCAUCACGCCAGUUCUUUGUUGACAGCCAUGAACUUUGCCUUUCAGAACGGCGCUACCGUUUAUGUCAUGCCUCACUAUACCCUUCGUCGCUUCUGUGAAGCAUUGGAAAAGUACAGCAUCCAUCUCACCAACACCCAACCUUACAUUAUUGCUGCUUUGACAAAGGAAAAGGUAGCUGAGGAAUAUGACCUCUCCUCUCUCAGUUACGCUAUCUGCUGCGGUGCUGCUCUUGAUCAUUCCGUUACGCUGGCUGCAAAAGAAAAGAUCGGUCUUCGCGUGUUUGAUAUUUACGGUAUGACGGAAGUGCUCUGUAUUUUUGAAGCAGACGCUGAUCUAACCGAAAAGCACAGCAUCGGUGAGAUUGCUCCUCAUUUUCAAGUCAAAUUGGUGGAUGAGGAGGGUAAGGAAGUGCCGACCGGUGAAAUGGGUGAGCUAUGCGUCAAGGGCCCUACCGUGACAAAGGGCUAUUACAGAAACCCUGAAGCGACUGCCAAGUCGAUUGACAAGGAGGGCUGGUUCCAUACGGGUGAUCUCGUCAAGUGUGAUGAAAAUGGCUAUUUCUAUUAUGUGGAUCGUGCCAAGGAUAUGAUCAAGUAUUACCUUGUUCAAAUCUUCCCCAGUGAUAUUGAAAGCGUCCUGAUCACUCAUCCCAAAGUGGCGGACUGUGCUGUCAUUGGUCUCUAUCAAAAGGAGCUGACGACCGAAUAUGUUACUGCUUAUGUUACGUUGGUGGAAGGCGAGAAGCCUUCAAAGGAGCUUGAACAAGAACUAAGAGCCUAUUGCGAUUCCCGUCUCGACGAUGACAAGCAUAUUCGCGGCGGCGUUCAUAUUAUUCCAGAGUUCCCUCGUACGCCUUCAGGAAAAAUUCAGCGACGUAUCCUCAAGGAAAAAGCCCUCAAGGGGGAACUGUCAUUGUAA